CAUACAUACAUGCGUUUAGCCCCGUGUAUCCACAAUGUUCUUGUUACUGUUCUUCAUCAGCAUCAUGAGUGCAUUUAGUCCUUGUUCAGGACAGAAUGGUCUUCUGCGUGCUUACUCUCCUGGGGACAUCAUCAUCGGAGGACUUAUCCCUAUUCACAGGCAAACUGACAGGAGCACAACACAUGGACCACUCUCCUGUAAUGAGUUUGAUUUGCAAAUGUUCCUUCAAACUCAAGUGAUGAUUUACGCCAUCAGAGAAAUAAACCAGCGUACACCUAGGCUCCUACACAACUUCACCAUAGGAUAUGACAUCUAUGACACUUGUGGAGAUGUCAGCCUUGCCAUCCUAGCAACACUCCAGCUGCUGAAGAACCAGUCAGACCCUCAGAGGUGUUUAGUACCUGCAAACUUUCAAGCUGCUUUAUCUGAACCCCAAACAAAGGCAGUGAUCGGUGAACGGUAUUCUGAAGUAUCAAUAGCUGUUGCACGAGUUGUUGCUCUGUCAUCAGUUGCCCAGAUUAGUUAUGGAUCAACUAGUGAGCUGCUCAGCAGGAAGUUGAAGUUCCCCACUUUUCUGAGAACAAUAUCUAGUGACAAACAUCAGACACUGGCCAUUGCUCAGCUGGUGAUGCAGUUUAACUGGAAAAGUGUGGCCAUUAUAGGAAGUGAUGAUGAGUAUGGGAAGUACGGCAGUGAUAACCUCAUGAACAUCUUCACUGAAAUGAAUGACCUCUGCAUUGAAUUUAUUGACAUCCUGCCUGGUUACUUUCCCAAGAACAAUUCCCAAACCCACGUGAGGCUGGCUGAGCUGGUGACUGCUAUCAACGAAUCCUCUGCCGAGGCCAUCAUUGUGUUCACCAAAACCAUCAAUGUCGAAAUCAUCAUGGAAGCAGCUAUUGAACACAACCUCAACAGAACUUGGAUUGCAAGUGAUUCGUGGUCCACCUCCACAGCAAUCUCUGCGCUGCCGGGCAUUGAGAGGGCCGGGGAGGUUUACGGAUUCAUCUCGAAGAGGAAUGAGGUGCCUAAUUUUAAAGACUACGUCCUGUCAGUGUUCAACGGGACCACCAACGCCAUUCUCGAACACUACCUGAGUCUUUAUCCACUUUGUUCUAAUCAGUCUGACAAGAACAGAGAAAGCAAUUGCUCACAAGCGAGCAGGCAAGAGGGGUCCAAGCAAUGUCUGGACAUAAGCUGCUUGGCCACUUACAUUGACCAGGAUGAAUCAUACAACAUCUACUUGGCUGUUCAAGUCAUUGCUGAGGGUCUCAGACACUUGCUGAAGUGUGACAACCACCAGUGUCAACACAGCGGCAAAUUUAGAGCCUCAGAGCUUCUCGUGGAAAUCAAGAAAAUUAACUUCACUGUGAACUCCACACAAAUAUUCUUUGACUCCAAUGGAGACCCCAGUUUAGGAUAUGAUAUUGUGUAUUGGAACACGUCUGAAUCCAAACAGCGCACACACAUAAACACCAUUGGAGAGUACUGGCCGGAGGGAAAAAUCCAAAUCCCGGAUGAUCUUAGAAAUAAGUGCAGUGUGGCGGUGACUGUUUACAACUGCUCUAAAACAUGUAAACCAGGACAGGAGUUGAAAAAGCAAAGCAAACUGUGCUGCAGUGAUUGUGUUCCAUGUGCAGACGGAGAGUUUUCUGCUGAAAACGGUGAAAAGUGUCAGCGCUGCAGUGAAGAGAUGUAUUCCUCUCUGCAGAGGGAUAAGUGUUUGAACAAAACGGUUGAAUUCCUACGCUGGUCGGAUCCCUUUGUUAUCAUUUUGAGUUGCUUGAAAGUCCUUGGGGUAAUUGUCACCAUUGUGUUCGCUGUUUUGUUUGCAAUGUAUCGUAGCACUCCCAUCGUGAAGGCUGUUGGAGGUUACUUGUGUUUCCUGGAGCUUUUUUCCUUGCUGGUCUGCUUCUGCCUCACGUUUAGCUUCACAGGAUUACCCACCAAAGCUUCCUGCAUGGCAGGCCUGCCCGUCUUCGGCAUGGCUUUCUCCCUCUGCAUCUCCUGCAUUCUGGCCAACCUGCUCCAAAUCUUAGUGGGCUUCAACUUUGACACUAAGUUAGGAUCCUGGGUAAAGAAGCUAAAUCAGCCGGUGGCUGUGGUGAUCAUCGUCUCUGGGAUCCAGAUUGCCUUGUGUGUGCCAUGGCUGUACUUUUACCCUCCAUUACCUGAUACAAAGGUACUUAGCAUGACCAUCCUGCAUCAGUGUGAAAAAGGCUCCGCCAAGUUCUUUGUAGCCAUGUUAGCCUACAAUGCUUUCUUGGCCCUUAGUUGUUUCCUGUUUGCAUACAAAGGCAAACAGUUGCCAGAUUUGUAUAAAAACGCAAGUUUAGUCACCACCAGUAUGAUGCUGUUUUUAAUAAUUUGGAUCCUCUUCAUCCCUAUUUAUAUCAACUUGGUUGGCAUGUACAAACGAGCUAUCGAAAGUGCAGCCAUUAUCAUUUCUAGCUACAGCAUCCUCGGAGGUCACUUGGCCCCAAAGUGUUACAUUAUGGUGUUCAGGAAGGAGAUUAAUAAUGAGCACGCCAUUACCGAGUACAUCAGGAGGCAUUAUGAGCUGAACAACAUGACUGUGGUGAAAUCAUAAUCUCACAUGCACAUCCAUACGUUUUUGUUGUUGUUGUUGUUUUCUUUUGUUUUUUUGUUUUUGUUUUUGUUUUUUGUAGGGAACAAAAAACAACUGGAAACCAGCACAUAAAACAGCAAAUUGACGUUUUUACACUUGACAAAUGUCAAAUACAGUAGCAUGUUGAGCUCUAGUCAGGCUGGUCAGCAGAUUUUGAUACCUCUGUACAGAGCCAGGCUAGCUGUGUCCAGUGUGCUAAGCUAAGCUAACUGGCUGUAGCCUUUACAGUAAUGUUAUAAGGUACAGAUCGGAGAAUGCUGUCAGUCUUCUGAAUAAGUAGAUAUCCCAGACUGAAUAUCAUCACACACUGUAUGUGUGUGUAUGUUAUUUCCAUUAUAGGCUAGUUUUUGCUUUGUUUGUUAGCUUUACCGCUGUUACUGCCAUUGCUUGUGUAUCAAUUUAUUUUCUUUUCAUACUGUCUGUCAGAAAUUAGUCAGCUGAUUAAUUGACACAUGAAAACAGAUUGUUUUGCUCUUUUUGCUGCUGUGAACUUUAUCACUUUUGUAUUGUGAUUGUUUUGUUAUAUUUAGAGUGUUUGUAAAGAGACAGAUGAGAGAUGUUUCACUGUAAAGGCCUGUAUUCUGUGAGAAAAUGAGCUUUCAUUUUCUUUGUGAAAACUGUCGCACUGCACCUCAUGUGUUUGUCCAUUACAGGCAGAUACAUUUCUACGGCUCAAACUUUUCACUGAACAUUACCAGACAGAUAUAACAGCUACAUAAUAAAACAUAAUAACCCACAUUCCAAAAUGGCAGGUGGAUCUAAGUCUUCGUGUGUAAUAUUGCAGUAUUAGCCUACAACAUAUUUGUUGACUAAAUAAACUCUGAACUGUAAAGAAGUAGUAGAAAGAAAUCUAAAAUGAUAAAAAGCUGUACAUUUGUACACAAAUCAUUUCAAUAUUUCAA
This is a messenger RNA of Chelmon rostratus (copperband butterflyfish), 3528 nucleotides long. Its product is annotated as G-protein coupled receptor family C group 6 member A-like. Gene Ontology annotation, molecular function: G protein-coupled receptor activity. Gene Ontology annotation, cellular component: membrane. The transcript is spliced from 6 exons. Bases 35 to 2587 code for a protein of 850 amino acids. Lineage: Eukaryota; Metazoa; Chordata; Actinopteri; Chaetodontiformes; Chaetodontidae. The record is from RefSeq and is a predicted model, not a curated record. Gene Ontology annotation, biological process: G protein-coupled receptor signaling pathway.